UCUUUCAGACUCAUAUUAUAUUUACGUCGUUUUGUGCAAUUUGGGUAGCUUCUUUUAUCUCAACCCAGUUAGUGUUUCUUGGACAACUUUGCAAAUCUGUUGUUUCCAAUAAUGUCCAAAGAAUGUCGACUUUGUUUACGGCAUGAGCAGAAUUGUGUCUCGCUAUUCGCUAAACGAAGGGGUACCACAUUGGCUGAAAUUGUACGAUUUUGCGCCCGUGUCGAGAUAUCAAAGGAUGACGGACUGCCAGUCGAUGCAUGUGGGAGAUGCGUGGAUGAAGCAUUGAAUGCAUAUCUAUUCGUCAACAAAUGCCGGAGAUCCGAUGCAGAAUUGCGUACAGCGCAGGCCAACUUCAGGGAUGAUGAUUUCCUACAUUUUAGUCAGGAUGAAGGAGAGUCUGAGAGCAAUGAUAAACUUACAUUCAGUGCUGUGUUGGAUUCUGACCCAGAAGCGCAACCAAUUGAAUCGGUGAUGGGAGAUUCGACGCCUAUAGCAGAGGAUAGCACACCGAUUGAUGAAAUAUUGGCUGAUGUUCAUCAAGUUGUUCCGUACUCAGAUGUUGCAGAAAAGGAAACAUUCAGUUCAACUAACGAAGAUUCGUCGUCAUAUAAUGCAACGGAUAUUGAGAAACAUGUGGAAAUCAAUGAUCAACAAGACGAGAAGGUUUGUGAGGAAGAUGCACAUACUAUCGAGAAAAAUGAUCCUUUGUGUCAGGUGAAGCAGGAAACAGUAAAUUUAGAAUCAAUAGAACUAGAGGAUGAGAACACCGACCAGCCAUUCAUGGUAGAGUAUUUGGAUGAUAAUUACAAAGACGAUUUUACAGAAGCGAUAGAAGCUGAAUGUAUGCAGUACGAAGUAGAAGCAUUAGAAGAAUCAGAAACGGGAGAAGAGGUACAGCUUCUAAUAUGCUGUGGAGUGCGAUGCAAGAUUGUUUUCAACAGUAUAGAGGACAUGAAGAAACACUCAGAAACAGUUCAUUUGCCUCAUAGAGAAUUAGAAAACAAAGAAAAAUUGUACGAAUGCAAAUGCUGCUAUACACGAUUCAACUCGGAGAAGAGCCUAACAAUGCACUCAAGAAAAUCACAGCAUUGCACUAUCUGUUCACAAUAUUUCUCAUCUCUUAAGGAGAGACGAUUGCACAUGCACAAAGUUCAUGGACAUUCUAGUCCAGUUACAGAGAAGCAAUCAUCUCAAAGGAUCUGUUGCGGGUGCUAUGAGGAGUUUUCUAGUGAUGAAAAUCUAAAGCUUCAUGGCGAAGCCGUUCAUUCGAUACGAAAAAGUGCCGUCGACGAAACCAAACCUUAUCAGUGCAACAUUUGUUAUAAGUUGUUCCGGACGUUCGAAAGUCUACGAAUCCAUCAACGAUUUGUGUAUAGGCCGAAGAACUUUGUUUGUAGUCUAUGCGGUCGAGCCUUCGAUACCCGAUCCAAGUUGCAAACGCAUGAGUUGGUGCACUCGGACAAGCGCAACUUCCAGUGCGAAAAAUGUUCAAAAUCGUUCAAAAAGGAAAUUGACCUCAAAAGCCAUUCACUGCUGCACGAGGAGAAGCGGGAAGAAUGUAGCUUCUGUGGGUUAAAAUUCCAUCGGAAAUCAAAUCUGAAAAUGCACAUGCGGAAGCAUCAGGACACCUUCUUCUACGCUUGUUCCGAGUGCCCGAGAAAGUUCAAAAACAAUUCACAUCUAAAGGAACACUUCAAGGUGCACUCGAAGCAGAAGCCUUAUCCGUGUAGUUUCUGCGAUAGGUCGUUUGCCUAUAGCAGCGAUCGGAAACGGCACGAGAUGACCCAUACGGGCAAUUAUCCGUUUGAAUGUGGCUCGUGUUUGAAGAAGUUCUCCCGUAAAACGACCUACGAGAAGCAUAUGUCCCAUUGUCAGGAGGGCGCAGAAGAGGAUUAUCGGGAUUGAAUUUAUUUUUUAAUGGACAAAUAUAUCUAUAAGGAUAGAGCAAAAAAAAAUAGUUUCAUUUGAAA
Armigeres subalbatus is the source of this 1970-nucleotide messenger RNA. Its product is annotated as oocyte zinc finger protein XlCOF6-like. Gene Ontology annotation, biological process: regulation of transcription by RNA polymerase II. The transcript is spliced from 3 exons. The record is from RefSeq and is a predicted model, not a curated record. The coding region runs from base 112 to 1905 and encodes 597 amino acids. Gene Ontology annotation, molecular function: zinc ion binding; RNA polymerase II transcription regulatory region sequence-specific DNA binding; DNA-binding transcription factor activity, RNA polymerase II-specific. NCBI's taxonomy places the organism in Eukaryota, Metazoa, Arthropoda, Insecta, Diptera, Culicidae. Gene Ontology annotation, cellular component: nucleus.